This is a messenger RNA of Platichthys flesus (European flounder), 3588 nucleotides long. RefSeq names its product CD166 antigen homolog A-like. Gene Ontology annotation, biological process: cell adhesion. Gene Ontology annotation, cellular component: plasma membrane. The record is from RefSeq and is a predicted model, not a curated record. Bases 197 to 1903 code for a protein of 568 amino acids. NCBI's taxonomy places the organism in Eukaryota, Metazoa, Chordata, Actinopteri, Pleuronectiformes, Pleuronectidae. The transcript has 16 exons.
UUGGAGCACAUGCCACGUUGAGAGAAGACUGAACUGAACUGAACUGAAUCUUUUUUUGUUUCCUGCACUCGCAAAGGACCGACUCCAUUCCCAAUCCAGCUCUCAAGAAGAAAGAGAGAGAAAGUCCAGCAGGUGACCAGCGAACCGUUCUGAAGACCAAACAGCAGCCGCCGAGGAUCUGAGACACUCCGCGAGGAUGCACUUGUUGUCCGCCAGCCGCGUGUGCGCGCUCCUCAUCACCGCGCUGCUCCACCGAGUCAGCGGUAUGGAGACUGUUAUCGGCCAGUUCGGGGAAACACUUGAAAUCCCGUGCAACAAUGGAGUCGUGGAAGCCGAGGACGUCUUCAUCACUAAAUGGAAAUACGACAAAGGGGAGAGACUUACCGGCGACCUGCUGGUCAAGCAGAAAGGCCAGAACACCUCAGUCAUCGCCACUGACGACUACAAGGACCGUGUGGCCAUGGCCGCAAACUCCAGCCUCUUGCUCUCUGAGGCCCGGCUCACCGACCAGGGCACCUUCACCUGCAUGGUGGUGGUCGGUGCCAACAUCCAAGAAUACCCUGUGAACGUGGUGAUCAACAAGAUGCCAGCAGAACUGGAGAUUUCGGACAAGGCUGAGGAACUGGAGAUUGGCAAACUUACCAAGUUGGCAAAAUGUGUCGCUCCCGAUGCCAAUCCAGCUGCAGACAUUAAAUGGUUAAAGAACAACAAACCCCUGGUGGCUGAUGGGAAAGGGAUUUCCAUCCAGGCGUCGGUGCUGGUCGACCCGCUUACUGGCCUCUCCACCACUUCCUCCGUGCUGGAGUUCUCGGCUGAAAAGGAAGACACGGACGCUGUGUUCACCUGCAGCACCGUGCACGUCACGGGUGAACUGGUGUCCUCUCCGGUGACCUUCACCAUCACCUACUCCACAGAGAACAUCGUCCUCAAGGUGAUUGCUCAGGACCCUCUCGUGGAAGGAGACAAUGUGACUCUGAAGUGUAUUGCAGAUGGUAACCCGGCUCCGACCAGCUUUAACUUCCACCUUAAGGGAGAAACGGUCAAAGUGGAAGACGCUGACACUUACACCAUCACCAACAUCUCGCGUGACACCGCCGGUGAAUACAAAUGCUCCCUCGUGAACAACCCCUCCCUGGAAGCAUCUGAGAACGUCACCGUCAACUACCUAAACAUCAAUUUAAGCCCCUCUGGGAAUAUCGUCCAGAGCGCUGAGGAGGCCUUAAAUCUAACGCUCCAGAUUGAUGCAUCAGGAAAAUCAAUGGUGUCCUGGACAAAGGAUAAUGUUAAACUGAACAAAGAGCCCAAGUUUACCAAGCUGACCUACUCUGACUCAGGCCUCUAUGAGUGCAAGGUGAAGAUGGGACACCUGAGCCAAAAAGCUUCAUUUGAGCUUCUUGUUAAAGGUGCUCCGGUGAUCAGAGAGUUGACCAAGAAGCGCGGCGAAGACGGCCAGUACGAGGUCCUGAUCUGUGAAGCUGAAGGUGCCCCGAAGCCGGCCGUGUCCUGGAGCAUCAACGGCACCUCGCCCGAGGAGAGUCAAUUCGUCAACGGAAAGAUUACACACAAGAUCACAGUUGUGCCCUCUGCAAAUCUAACUGUGUCUUGCACUGUGAUCAAUGAGUUUGGCGCGGAUACCAGGUCUAUAAAUGUGUCAUCCUUAUUUGUGGAGGUGAGAAUGGAUAAACAAGAUCAAUCGGAGGACAGCGACCAAACCAAGUUGGUGGUCGGAGUCGUCGUCGGUCUCCUCGUCGCCACCCUCAUCAUCGGCCUCGCAUACUUGGUGUACCUGAAGAAAUCCAAGCAGGGCAGCUGGAAGACUGGCGAGAAGGAGGACGGUUCCUCUGAGGAGGAGAAGAAGCUGGAGGAGAAAGUGGAGGAGAACAGCCAGAAAGCUGAGGUGUAAAGAAAGAGCAAACAUCCUGUGGGAAUGUGAAAGUGAGAACGUGGAACUUUUGCACAUUUCACUUCACCUCUGUCUUUGUAAGGAAAAAAUCGAAAAAAAAAACACACACAUGUACAUUGGGAUGAUGAUGGUUUGGAUUUGGUUUCAGGGAGAAUUUUACUCAACAGCAUAUCCAAACACCCCCACCCCUCCAUUCCCUUAAAAACAAAAAAAGAAAAGAAAAGAAAAAAGAAAUGAAUGGAAACUGUAUGUGAUUAUACAUAACUCGUCUGCACUACUGAUACAUGUGUAAACUCGUCUACUAUUAGGAUUCAUGUUUGUUAGAAAGGAACCUUUGGGAAACUAAGAAAAUUCAAAUCUCUUUUGGUUUAUUAGUCGAUGCAAGUAAACUGACUUCUAGACCAGUUACCUUUUACUGUUGAGGACUCGUAGGCCGGCUUUACUCCACGUUUGACUCCCAUUGGCCCUCGGAGACACAGCAGGGGGCCGAGGGGACCUCAUCGCCACCGCUUCUUUUAUUUUACGCCAUCGAAGUCAAACGGCGUCUGCCUUCAAAUAAAUCUGCUCAAUCAUUUCCACCCAGGCGUUAAUAAGGUCACGGAAUUUGAGAGGAAACUCCAGAAAGGGCUAAGGGUAUAUUCUUAUACUCGGCAUUAGUAAUAGAUGGUAAUCUGAUUUACAUGCAGGAAGUAGGUGAUGUGAGUUCUUUGGUGUUUCAUGAUUUUCUUGUUAUUUGAUUGUGUGUACGUUCAUGGAAAGUGACCACGAGAGAAAAAAUGGCGCAAUUCGUCAUUCACGGCCGUCUCAUUUUUUUUUUUUGUUCUUCAAUCUAUCGUUCAUUCAACAUAUCCACUGUAUUUACACGAGCAGGUAGAUUAUUGAGAGAAUGUACGAGCUUCAUUCAACCCACUGGCUUUAGUUCCGCUGCACAGAUUCUCUUUUUUUAUGUUGUUUUCACGUUUUCUCAAGAGAACGUCCUCGAGCCUGUAGUCCUGACCGGAUAUUUUAGUUUUAUCCACCAAGGUUGUAAAUUAAUUCUUAAUUUGUGCUCCUUCAGUGUUGAAAGUGUGCCUGUUCAUUAUUUAGCUAGGGCAUCAUUUUGUAAUUCGAGGACACAGAGUGGACAGGAUGUUCGUCUCAAGGUGGCCGUUAUGGUAUGUUUGCCUUCUUUUGAAAAUCGACCUGUCGUUGCUUCAGUUUGUGACGUGCACUAGGGUUCAUGUUUUCAUGUUCAAAUUUGUGUAGAAUACGAUGGAAUACACGCAGCUGUACUAGUCACAUGUUUUUGGUCUUUAAACAGCAUUUACUCAAUCGGAAAAUGUACCAAGGCCAGGAUAUAAUCGUGAAGUAUGUGCUUUUAAUUAUCUUUUUGCUAUUUAUAUUGAACUAAAUUGAAUAUCCUGGUAGGCAAAUUCAGUAUUUGUCACAUAACUCACAUCUUGGAUUGGAACCAUUGAUGAAUUGCUUGCAGACUCUACAAGAAGGUGGCCCAGUGUCCGGUUUAACAAUAGAUUCAGAUUCAGCAUGUUAUGAUCUCCGACCUCGACGCUGCUGUUAGUUGCCUACCUUGUGUAAAACCAUCAAAUUGGAAGAAUGACCAAAGAAAGUGAACGUUGCCAUGCAAGUAUUGUAAAUAUCUGAUGUUUGUUUUUUGUACUUUUGUUUAAAAUAAAAUGUACAUUUGG